UUGUUGUUUUGCCCCCACUUUGUCGCUCAGAUGCUCUUUGGCGGUUGGCCGCUUGACUCUCCACUUGUGUGACUUUCCAGCCGAGUGUGUGUGUGUGUGUGAAGUGGUUGUGUUGCAGAAACUACAGAAAACCAAGAGACGCGUGGACUUGGGUGAACAAACAAAAAUUAAAACAAAAAAAAUAACGGAGAAAAAGAAGAGAACAGACCGGGACACAUUCAAAUUGGUUGUUCAACUCGGUAGUCAGCUAAGUAAAAUAGCACAAUACGGGUUUUUUUUUCGACUUCUUUCACAUACAUGCGUACCUGGGCAGAGAUUCAGAUUUACCGCCUCCCCCACCUCCUCCUACACAUUCGUUGUUGUUGCUGUCGUCGUUCCGCCGUCGCUCUCACGUAAUCCGCCCCCACACCGCUCCGGCCCCUCAAACUGAUAGACCGAAAAUCGAUUAGAGCGGCCUCUCUUUGGGUUGCUUACGUUACGUUGCUGUUACCGUUACGUCGGGAGUGUGUGCGAGCGAGUGUGCUCGGUUCGUGAGUGUGUGCAAGGUGUGGUGUGUAUAGAAAAUCGAUUGGCAAUUUGAACCAAGCAAUCGCAUCGUCGCCGCGUGUGCCGUUACGCGAUUUUCAACUGUAAAUUUGCUUUUAUUUUUUUGCCUGUGAGUCCUCUUAAGUGAGUGAGUGAGAGAAAGCUAACAAGAUAGAGAGAGACGGGCUCUCCCAAAACCUAAAAAAAAUAGAAAUUACAACAGAAAAAAAAAAAUAAACACCGGACAUGGAUAAAUCAGCGGCCACCAACUCGGCCACUGCCGAUGGUCAAAACGAGGCAACAACAACAGCAGCAGCAGCAGCUGGGUGUGGCAGCAGCAGCAGCGGCGGUAGUAACAACCACAGCACCACCACCAACAACAACAACGCCUUGCAGCGCCUGGCAACAACAACAAGUGCUGUGGUGGCAUCCCCGAUGACGAUCAACCUGAAUAUCAGCACCACCACCGGCGGCAAUUUCGGCGUCAGCGUCGAACCGCACAUCAGCGUGGAAAGCCUAAAAAAGAUCAUCGCCAAGAAGCUGAAGGUGGCCAAGGAUCGAAUCUGUCUGCUGCAUCGCGAGAAGGAACUACAAGAUGGCAUGCUCAGAGAUCACAACUUAAUGGACGGGUCCAAGAUCAUUUUAAUACCAAACGUGGAAACUGGUUUAUUGGCUCAGCGUCCGGAGAACACGGUUAUGCAAGCGCUGGAAUCGCUUAACGACUCGCAGGUUAAUGACUUUCUUAGCGGCAAGACUCCGCUCAAUCUGAGCAUGCGCCUCGGCGACCACAUGAUGCUCAUCCAGUUGCAGCUGAGCACGGUGAAUCCGGCGGGCGGCGGGUCCACAGUGGCCCCUGCCAGUGGUAAUGGUGGAUCCACCGCCAACGCCGCCACCACCGCAACUUCCUCGGCCACGUCGAUGCCAGCUGGCACUGGCUGCUCCACUGCCGCAUCCUCGUCUUCUUCGGCGGUGCUGGCGGUGGGAGGCGUGGGAGGCGUGGGAGGAGCUGCCUCCAACUCUUCAUCAUCAUCAUCCUCGUCGUCCUCGUCGUCAUCGUCGUCGUCGUCUUCCUCGUCGUCGUCUUCCUCGACGUCGUCGUCGUCGUCGUCGUCGUCAUCGUCGUCAUCGAGAUCCCGCUCCUCUGGCCAGCGAUCAAGCGGAAGAAUCGGUCAUGGCCACGUGCACAGCCAUCAGCAUCCGAGCUUGCAUGCUGCCAACUGGCAUGGCCAUGGCCACGGACACGGACAUGGUCAUGGGCAUAGUCACAGUCACAGUCACGGGCACAGUCACGGGCACAGUCACGGGCACGGGCACGGGCAUGGCCAUCAUCACCAUCAUCAUCACCACCACCAUCAUCAUCAUCACAACGCUUCGGCGGUGGCUGCGGGCAGCGGUGGUGGCAUGUCCUCGCUGCGCAAGAUGUACGGCGAUUUGCCCAGCUCGUCGGGUUCAUCUGGAUCUGGAGCUGGAUCUGGAUCAGGCUCUGGCCAGACGCAGAGCUCGACCACGCUAAACGGAUCCGAUAUCACCAAGCUGCUGAUCAAGGGUGGCAUCCAGAAUAUCGUCAAGAGUUUCGCCCUUAAGGAUGCGGCCGCCACAGGUCGUCCUGUGGCCAAUGCUGGUGGCUCCUCCACGAGUCCGCCGGUCAAGCCUGUGCUGGAGCAGUCGCCCAUCAAGUCGCUGUCGAAUCUCGUGUCCAGUCCCAUUAAGAUGACGGCCAUCAAGAACAUUCCCCUGCCCCCCACAACGGCUGUGGUGGCCGGCGGCAGUUCCACUUCCACUUCUACUUCUACUUCCACUUCCAGUUCCACUUCCAGUUCCUCUUCCAGUUCCAGUUCCAAUUCCAGUUCGAGUUGCAGUUGCAGCAACGCCAGCAGUCCAUCGUCGUCCUCAUCCAGUGGAGCCUCCUGCAGCAGCACAGGCGGCUGCCAGCAGCAGGAUCCCAUAGCCGCCAAGUUGACCUCGUGUCUGUGCACACGCCUGCCAGCCACGCCCUGUGUGGUGUCGCCGCCGGUCAUCCCCGCCCCACUGACCCGAUCGGGAUCGAGCAGAAGCAGCAGCGGCAGCAGCGCAGCCGGCAAAUGCCCGGAGUCAUCCAGCUGCAAUAGCGGAUUCGCUGCCCGUUCAACUGCCUCGGGCGCAGGCACAGGAGCAGGCGCAGGCGUCUCCUUUGCGGGCAACUCGCUGCUGCACAAGACGGGCAACAAUCGCAUCACCAGGCCCAAGUAUCGCCACUACCAUGGACUCGGACAUGGGCAUCAUUACCACAGCAGCGGCUGCAGCGGCGACUUUUACCAUCAUGUCUGCACCUGCAACGAUCAGUCGUCGGUGAAUGCAGCCGCAGCCGCAGCCGCCUUUGCCACAGCCACGUCUUCCACGUCCUCGUCGUCGUCUUCGUCCUCCUCAUCCUCCUCUUCAACUUCGUCCAUGCGCCGCAAACUGGAGCAGGCCAUGGCAGCAGGAUCAACAGCGGCAACGGUGGCACUACCAGCCACAAACACAACUAGCAGCGGCAACAGCAGCACCAUCAACACCACCAUCGCUGAAGAGGACUCGCUGAUGGGUGUGUCGGACACCAGAACCCUGGCCGAGGCAUCCCGCAAUCUCACCCAGACAUUGCGCAAACUCUCCAAGGAGGUGUUCACCAACAAGAUCGAUCUAUCCGGCGCCGGCGUCGUGAGCAGCAGCAGCCGCAGCAGCAGCAGCGGCGGCAGCAGCAGCAGCUCCACCAGCGGCACCGCUGGCCACUCGGCCGGCGGAGCGGCCAGCGGUGAGGAUCGGGAGCCACGCAAGGGCGGUUCGGGGGCCGUUAUCGAGUCGAUGAAGAACCACGGCAAGGGCAUCUAUUCGGGCACCUUCUCGGGCACCCUGAAUCCGGCGCUGCAGGAUCGCUUUGGGCGACCCAAGCGCGACAUCUCCACCGUGAUUCACAUCCUCAACGAUCUGCUGAGUGCCACACCGCAGUACGGACGUGGUGCGCGCAUCAGUUUCGAGGCGCCGGCGACCAGCGGUUCGGCUUCGGGCUCCAGUUCGGCUUCAGCCGGAUCUGGAUCUGGAUCUGGAUCCUCCUCCUCAUCAACAACGACGACGGGCUCCAGCAGCGGGAUGCAUCAUGGAUCGCGCAGCAAAAUGUACUCAUCGAAGCAUCACAACUGCGCCAAGUGCAACAGUCGCGCCCAGCAGCAGCAGCAGCAGCAACAGUCGGCGGCGGCACUGGCCAGCUGCUCCUUCCGUGACUGCCCCAGCUAUCCCUCCUCCUCCGCCGCUGCCGCCGUCGCCGCCUCCUCCUCCGCCGGAGCGUCCAAGGCAUCGUCUGGCAGCUCCAAAUCCUGCUGCCAAGCUGAGGCACCCAGUUCGCUGGCCAACAUUGGUCAGUCCAACGGAUGCAGCUGUCGCUAUCGCCGCGAUGAGGGACAGGGACAGGCAGAGCGAGAGCGCGAGCGCGAGCACACUUGCCAAAAGUGCACCGUGGAGCUGGCCAACAUGAAGACCCGAUCGAAGAUGGACCAGCUGCGCCUGGUGAUGCAGCAGCACAAGCAGAAGCGAGAGGCGCGCAAGCUGAAGAGCGGGCCCUAUGCCACGCCGGCCAGCGGCUCCUCGGCGGACAGCCUCAUCGCCGCCGCCGUCGGCGGAAAAGCCGCUGUUUCGAUGGGCGCGACCGGCCAGUACAGUGCCGUAAGCGCCCUGGUGGCCACGCCCCUGCAACCAGCCGCUGUGCCCGUCCAGGCAUCGAAAGCUGCGCCCGCUAAUAACACUAGCAGCAACACCAAUGCCAACAGCAACGGUAACGGCAACGGCAACAGCAACACAUCGACGGCACCCGCAACAGCAGCAGCAGCAUCGGCAGCAGCAACAGCAGCAACAUCGUCACCACCCAGCGAAGUGUCGCCCAACCACAUUGUCGAGGAGGUGGAUACGGCGGCCUAAGGGCAGAACCACCAUCGGCAGCGGCAGCGACAGUGGCAGCGGCCACCACCAGCCCCGCUGACCCUAUCCUAUUUUGUAGCAUUUACUAGUUUACGCAGCAGCAACAAAGAGCGACAAGCGGACGAGAGAUGAAAAUGAAGAUAUGAAGAUGAAGAUGAAGAUGAAGUUGAAGAUGAAGAUGAAGUUGAAGAUAUGAAGGACCAGUAGAAGCAGAUGGGCAAACAAAAGAAACUAGAACCACAACUAAAGCUUAUAUUAAUCUAGAGUUAGUGCAUAACAACACCAAUUCUAAUGCUCCUUUGGUUAACCACCCAACCACCCACCCUCCUUUGCGUUGAGGAUAGAAAGAUAGAGAGAUAGAAGGUCAGAAAGAGAGGGGAUUGGGGAGGGGGAGCGCCCGGAAGGUCGAUAAGCUGUUAAAUUAAUUUUAAGACCCCACAACAACAACAACACACCCAAAACACUUCAGUCCAAGCCGAUAUACUUUGAAUACACACACACACACACACACACAUAUGUGGAGUGGAAUGAAUCAGCUUCUGGAGGCGAAAUCCUUUAAUGUUUUGUAAAUUAAUUUAGUGAAAUUUUUUUGUGUGUGCACAUCCAGGCGCAAUCGCAAACGAACAGCCAAAUCAGCGGCAAAUCGGAGAAGAUGCAAAACAAAAUUUAAAUAAUAAAAAAAAAAUGUAAUAAUGAAAAUGAUUAACGUAGAAUUAAAUGUAAAAUGUACACAUACACACACACACACACACAGACUAUGCUGAAUGAAUUGUAAGCCAAAGCGGUGGCAAAUUUUGGUAAAACUAAAACUGAACUUAGAUUUACGUUUAGAAACACACCAAAUCUAACACACACGAUCACACACACACACCUGGCUUUGGCAGCUUUAUGUUAUGUUUAACCUGAACUUUAAAUUUAACCGAGAGAAGGGCAGCGCAACUGCACCUGCGAAUGCAAACGCAAAUGCAAAUGUAAAUGCAAAACGGAAAUGAUGCGACUGCGAUGUGGCGCUUUAACCUAAUUUGCCUUAUUAGAAAAUCGUUUUUCACCUAUAUUUUUUUUUUUGUAUACUUACUUUAUCACCAUGAAUGUGUUUCGAAACGCGCCGGGAAAGGAAAGACGAGCGACGAAUUGAAUUUUGUUCACCUAAACCUAUACUAUUGAAUUAGUUAGUAAGACUAUGUUUUCUAUUCAUUUUACAAUUAUCAUUAUCACUACACGUAUAAUUACCGAUUGGAUUAGUUAAGUUGCGCAACAGCAGAAGCGCCUUGAGACGCAGCAAGCAGCAAGUAACGCUAACAUAGCUGUAGAUUUAUAAUUUAAACACGAGCAAUUACUUUUUUUGUCCCACACACACACACUAUCAUCCAAUUCAAAUAAUGCAAUUAGUUCUAGGCGAGUUUGACUUUUGAGUUGGUUUCAUUUGUCUUUGCCUUGUGAGCGCCGCAACUACUUGAUUUCAAUAAAUGUUUAGUAAAUGGUUUAGUUAA
This is a messenger RNA of Drosophila gunungcola (fruit fly), 5942 nucleotides long. RefSeq names its product midnolin homolog (gene stx). Gene Ontology annotation, molecular function: protein binding. The transcript has 4 exons. Lineage: Eukaryota; Metazoa; Arthropoda; Insecta; Diptera; Drosophilidae. Bases 772 to 4452 code for a protein of 1226 amino acids. The record is from RefSeq and is a predicted model, not a curated record. Gene Ontology annotation, cellular component: nucleus.